Molecule: messenger RNA, 1664 nt
Organism: Chrysoperla carnea
Lineage: Eukaryota; Metazoa; Arthropoda; Insecta; Neuroptera; Chrysopidae
Product: myrosinase 1-like
Exons: 7
Coding region: 60-1520 (486 amino acids)
Biological process (GO): carbohydrate metabolic process
Molecular function (GO): beta-glucosidase activity
Source: RefSeq, a predicted model, not a curated record
UUGAUAUUUCCUAAUUACAAAUUCAUCAACGGUGCGAUUAAAAUUAGUUAUUAGUGAAAAUGUGGGAAAAAAUUGUAUUUUUAUCAUUAUUCGGAAUCUCACAAGUAUUUGGUGGCUAUGUAUUUUCAAAAGACUUCGUAUUCGGUGCUGCAACUGCUUCUUUUCAAAUAGAAGGUGCAUGGAAUGAAAGUGGAAAAUCUGAAGGUUGUUGGGAUCAUAUAGCUCAUUAUACAAAUGAAAUUGAUGAUCAUUCAAAUGGUGACGUAGCUUGUGAUUCAUACCAUAAAAUUGAUGAAGACAUUAAAGUUUUAAAAGAGCUUGGAGUUGAUUCAUAUCGAUUUUCAUUGUCUUGGCCGCGGAUCCUACCUGAGGGAUUUUCAAACAAGGUAAAUCCAGAUGGAAUUCGAUAUUAUAAUGAAUUGAUUGAUAAAUUACUUGCAAAUAAUAUAACUCCUUUGGUAACAAUUUAUCAUUGGGAUCAUCCACAAUCCUUACAAUUAUUGGGUGGUUGGACUAAUCCAAGAAUGGUUGAAUAUUUUGCCGAUUAUGCAAGAGUGGCUUUUGAACAUUUUGGUGAUCGUGUAAAGCUUUGGGCAACACUCAAUGAACCUAAACAAUUUUGUAAAGAAAUGAUUUGGGGUGAAGGAAAAUCUCUAGGAUCUGUUGCUUUAGAUGCUGUGGCUCCAUAUUUAUGUGCACACACAUUAUUAAAAGCUCAUGCAAAAGCAUACCAUGUCUAUAAAAAUGAAUUUGCUAAACAAAAUGGAAAGGUGGGACUUGUAUUGGACAUACCUUGGUCAGAUCCUUUGACCAAUACAACAAAAGAUAUUGAAGCAGCAAAUCGCGAUUUAGAGUUUAUGUUUGGAAUAUACGCUCAUCCCAUAUUUGCGAAAGACGGUGACUUUCCAAAAUUAGUAAAAGACCGUGUAGCAAAUAUGAGUAAACUCCAGUCUUUCAGACAAUCACGUUUACCAGAAUUUACAGAAGAAGAAAUUAAAGAAAUUCGAGGUACUGCAGACUUUUUAGGAAUUAACCAUUAUUCUACAAAUUAUGUAAAUGAUGCGAGUGAUGAAAUUGAUGUUCUGACUCCGUCGACGGAUAAUGAUGUGGCAGUCAAGAAGACAGUUGAUCCAAGUUGGCCUGCAAGUGAUAUUUUUUGGUUGUACGAUGUUCCAUGGGGUUUCUAUAAAGCUUUAAUGUACGUAAAGAAUUAUACAAAUAAUAUACCAGUGUAUAUUACUGAAAAUGGUUUUUGCGAGGAAGCUUUAGAUGAUCAAGGGAGAAUUCACUAUUUGAAUGGUUACCUACAAAGUGUAUCUGAUGCCAUUUCGGAGGGUGCCAAUAUUUUAGGUUAUUAUGCUUGGAGUUUAUUAGACAAUUUUGAAUGGCAUCGAGGCUACACAAAAAGAUUUGGAAUGUUUCAUAUCAACUACACGGAUCCAUCCAGACCCAGAACAGCUCGAUCAUCUGUUAAGGUUUAUAAGAAUAUUAUUUAUAAUACCAAAUUAAACAAUUUAUAGAAAUAUUUAUUUUAAUACUUAAGGACGUUUAUUCACCAACCUGUUUUGCUAUGUGCGUUUAUAGGGAAACAGAAUGUACCAUAUUGUACCAACGUUGCUUUUUUCACUUAAAAUUUAACUUAAGAUUAAACGAAAUUAAUUCGA